Ceratotherium simum simum (southern white rhinoceros) is the source of this 1107-nucleotide messenger RNA. It is a transcript of the gene SIGLEC15, whose product is annotated as sialic acid binding Ig like lectin 15. Gene Ontology annotation, cellular component: plasma membrane. NCBI's taxonomy places the organism in Eukaryota, Metazoa, Chordata, Mammalia, Perissodactyla, Rhinocerotidae. Gene Ontology annotation, biological process: regulation of actin cytoskeleton organization; regulation of bone resorption; regulation of osteoclast development. The record is from RefSeq and is a predicted model, not a curated record.
UGGCCGAGUGUGGGGGCUGGCCUGGGGUCUCCAGACGCUCACAACAUGGAAGGGUCCAUCCGACUCCUGGCCUGCUUGGUGUGCAUUGUCCCGAUGGGAUCAUUUGUGAGAACUAAGAGAGAUACUACUGGGAACCUGCUCAACACAGAGGUGCACAGUGCCCCGACGCAGCGCUGGUCCAUGCAGGUGCCGGCCGAGGUGAGCGCGGCGGCGGGCGAGGCGGCCGUGCUGCCCUGCACCUUCACGCACCCGCACCGCCACUACGACGGGCCGCUCACGGCCAUCUGGCGCGCGGGCGAGCCCUACGCCGGCCCGCAGGUGUUCCGGUGCGCGGCGGCGCGGGGCAGCGAGCUCUGCCAGACGGCGCUGAGCCUGCACGGCCGCUUCCGGCUGCUGGGCAACCCGCGCCGCAACGACCUCUCGCUGCGCAUCGAGCGCCUCGCCCUGGCGGAUGACGGCCGCUACUUCUGCCGCGUUGAGUUCGCCGGCGACAUCCACGACCGCUACGAGAGCCGCCACGGCGUCCGGCUCCGCGUGACCGCCGCCCCGCGGAUCGUCAAUAUCUCGGUGCUGCCCGGGCCGGCGCACGCCUUCCGCGCGCUCUGCACCGCCGAAGGGGAGCCGCCGCCCGCUCUCGCGUGGUCGGGCCCGGCCCUAGGCAACGGCUCGGUCGCGGUGCCGGGCCCGGGUCAGGAUCACAGCCACCAGGUGACCGCUGAGCUGCCCGCGCUGGACCACGACGGCCGCUACACGUGCACAGCCUCCAACAGCCUGGGCCGCGCCGAGGCCAGCGUCUACUUGUUCCGCUUCCGCGGCGCCUCCGGGGCCUCGGCGAUCGCCCUCCAGCUCGGCGCCCUCGGCCUCAAGGCGCUCCUGCUGCUAGGCGUUCUGGCUGCGCGCGCCACCGCCCGGCGCUGCCAAGAGCACGCAGUCACCCAGGACACGCCACCAUGGCCCCAGGCUCAGGAGUCCAAUUAUGAAAACUUGAGCCAGAUGAGCCCCCGGGGCCCACCGACAGCUGUGUGUUCACCGUGAGAAGCCCCUCAGCCACCGGCAUCCCCUUGUGCACCAUGAGGAGCAAAGCCCCACGUGAGGCUGGGCCGGGAU